Messenger RNA from Sycon ciliatum, 1323 nucleotides. Its product is annotated as glucosamine-6-phosphate deaminase-like. Gene Ontology annotation, molecular function: glucosamine-6-phosphate deaminase activity; identical protein binding. NCBI's taxonomy places the organism in Eukaryota, Metazoa, Porifera, Calcarea, Leucosolenida, Sycettidae. The record is from RefSeq and is a predicted model, not a curated record. Bases 321 to 1124 code for a protein of 267 amino acids. Gene Ontology annotation, cellular component: cytoplasm. Gene Ontology annotation, biological process: D-glucosamine catabolic process; N-acetylglucosamine catabolic process; carbohydrate metabolic process. The transcript has 6 exons.
ACAUCGAUACUCGUACGUACGACCCUUCUUGGCCCUUCCUUCUUCUCUUUUUUUCAUCGUUGCCACAUGCUGUGGCCCUGUGGGCCGCAUGGCAUGGCCAAGGCCGGUCCGUCCCCAAGGUGUUUAGCACUAUGGAGCUGUCACGGUAAUUAUGACAGACCUGCUAUCUCAUUCCUACUCUGAGUCUGAGAGACUGACAGUGACACAGUAACUGGUCCGAGUCCACAGAUAGUGGUCCAGAACAGUGCGUAAGGAGAGGUGACGAAGUCUGUGAGCUCGGAGACUUAUCGACUGGGGAACGAUUAGCGCUAGCGGUGAGGAUGGCUUCUGACAUGGGAGCGAGACCUUCAGUUCCCUGGCAAUUUGUUGUGAGCAGCAGCAAAGCUGUAUGUGGAGAGCAGGCUGCCUUGAAAGGUGCACAACUGAUCAGGGAGGCCAUUUCUAAGAGAGGAUCUUGCAACAUCAUUCUGGCGACGGGUUCCUCGCAGUUGGAUAUGCUAGAACACUUGGUGACGUCGGAUGGUGUCGAUUGGAACAAGGUGACUUGCUUUCAUCUCGAUGAGUACAUUGGUCUGUCUGAUGAUCACCCAGCAUCAUUUGUAGGGUAUCUUAGGGAGCGUUUUUUGAACAAGCUGCCCACCAAACCUGCAGCUUUCCACUUCAUCAACGGGUUGUCCAAGCCAGAAGUCACAUGCAAACAACUUGGAAAUGUAAUCAAGCAGCAUCAGAUUGAUGUUGCUUUCAUCGGAAUUGGUGAGAAUGGCCAUUUGGCAUUCAAUGACCCGCCUGCUGAUUUUGAAACCGAAGAGCCCUACAUAUCUGUCCAAUUAGCGGAGUCUUGCCGAAAACAGCAGCUCGGCGAGGGUUGGUUCGCCACACUGGAAGAAGUUCCACAACAAGCCAUUACCAUGAGUAUUCAUCAAAUCAUGGCUGCACAACACCUUAUUGUCACCGUCCCGGAGAAGCGAAAGGCUAAAGCUGUGCACGACACAAUAAUGGGAGAAGUGGACUCCAAAGUGCCAGCCACAAUUCUCCAAAGGCACGCGCACUGCUACUUGUACCUGGAUAUUGACUCAACACGUGGCACGAGAUAUCAAGUCAGCAUGGAGAAAACAAUGGAUUGACAACAGAGCGUAUCGAGUGAUUGGAAAAGAUAGGAGUUCAUUUAUCUUAUGCACUGACACACAUGAGCGUCACCACACCCAGAGAAGCCAAUGCAAUAUUGGACUGUGGUUGCUUGAUACAAUGGCGGGAAGCUGCUGCUACAAACGUUGACAGAUUUCGAAACAUAGCAAUGAGAGUUUGAACUGUUCUGAAUUUUCA